UAGCGUUUAUGCUAUACACAUGCGCGAAAUUAGUCCAUCAACGUACGACACAAACUGGCUCUUGAAACCUCGUGGCAUCUUCUAAAAACGGAAAUCCAUAAAAAAGAAUAAAAAGAACUAGCUUGAAUUUUUUCAACAUGGACUCUAAAAAGACUGGACCGAUCGACAAUGCGUGGUCAUUGAAAAUUCCACAGUUUAAAGAGAAGGAUAACCCACAUCGUCUCCUUGAAGAAAGUUCAUUCGCAACUAUGUUCCCAAAGUAUCGGGAACAGUAUUUGAAAGAACAUUGGUCGUUGGUUCAGAAAGUGCUAGCCGAGCAUCAUGUCAAGGCUGAGCUAGAUCUUGUCGAAGGUAGUAUGACAGUGAAAACUACUAGAAAAACGUGGGACCCAUAUAUCGUCAUCAAAGCACGCGACAUGAUCAAGGUCAUGGCUCGUUCCGUUCCCUUCGAGCAGGCAGUGAGAGUGCUCCAGGAUGGCAUUGCUGCAGACGUCAUAAAAAUAUCCUCGCUUGUCAGGAAUAAGGAUAAAUUUGUCAAAAGAAGACAAAGGCUCAUCGGACCAAAUGGAUGCAAUUUGAAAUCCAUUGAACUGCUCACCAAUUGUUAUGUCGUAGUCCAGGGACAAACUGUGUCGGCACUGGGCCCUUACAAGGGUCUACAGCAAGUGAGAAAAGUAGUAGAAGAUACGAUGAAAAAUAUUCAUCCAGUUUAUAGCCUCAAAGCAUUGAUGCUCAAAAGAGAACUUGCCAAGAAUCCAAAAUUGAAGAAUGAAAAUUGGGAGCGUUAUCUUCCCAAAUACAAUAGUAAGAAUAUAAGCAAGCGCAAAGAACCGAAGAAGAAGAAGGUGAAGAAACCAUACACUCCAUUCCCACCGCCUCAACCAGAAAGCAAACUUGAUAAGGAGAUGGCAUCUGGCGAGUACUUCUUGAAGGAAGAACAGAAGAGGGCAAAGAAAAGGAAGGAACAGGAAGCGAGACAUGAAGAAGCAACUAAGAGAAGACAGGAACGCAGAGCACAAGCAUUUGUACCACCUGAAGAAAAGCCUGUUCAAAAGUGAAACUGCCGAAAAACUGUGAUAUUAACAUUAUAUGAAUAUAAAGAAGAAAGUUUAAUAAGAACUCUGCAGAAGCGCAAGAUAGAAUAAUGUCAUAACGCAAAUAAUAACAGGUAUUUCUUUCAUGAUAUCAAUGAUACGAUAUACAAAGGUACGUGAUAUGUAAAGUGAAUGAAAAGGUAUGAAAAAUUGAAUUUUGUUACACAAAUAUAAUUUACGGAAAUAUCCCGCUAUUUUAUUAAAAAAACUUGUUUUUAUAAUUACUGUAGUAUAUCGCAUUCUUAACAUAUAUUUAUACAUAUAUAUAUAAUUUUUUUACAUUUUUGUAAAAUAUGGAGUAGAGGAAAUUUCGGUAUUUAGCAUUUUGAAAACUAAUAUACUUAGAAUUUAUUAUAUACACAUUUUUUUCAAUAAUAUAUAUAUAUAUAUUUAUUUUUAUUUAUUAAACUUACAGAAUAUUUUGAAUGUUUUGAAACAAUCUCGAUAAAAUAAAAUUUUGCACAUAUUUUCACAGAUAAUAUAUUGUAAAAAUAUAAUAUUUUUAACGUUAUUAAUCAUAUUUCUUCUCUGUUUGACUUAUACUUCUGAUUCUGCUUUUUUGAAUCAGGAUAUUUUGUUCCAAGUAGAAUAUAAAGUCUUCAAUAUGCUAAUACCUUGCGUGACUCGAUGCAGUCGCCAUUUCAAAUCUCAUCGCAAAAUUAUCGUACUAAAGUAGUGGAUGCCAAAUUAGCCCUGAAUCAUUUUUCAAUAUCCAAAAUCGCUCUUAUCAGACAAAAUAUUAAACUAAUAUAUCAUACUCGUCGUAUGACAAGGGUGUAAAUACUCGUUCAAUAUAAUACAGCGCCCUUAUUCUAUCUGCACCACAAUUUCGCUUCUUGAGUACAAAUUUUCAUAUUAUUGAAUACACCUAUAUUAACAUUGACUGGUUAUCCGCUAUCUUAAUAUUAGGCUCGAGUCGCCUAUUAUCUUAUUUUAUUAAUUUUGGAAGUACGACAUUUCGUUAACUUAUAUCUAUACUUGUUCUCUUUUAUGUCGUGGAUAUAUUUAUUUACAGAUAUAUGAGUAUAUAUAAUAUAUGAUUGUGUGGCGAUCCCGCUUACGUGAGAAAUGCACGGAAAUGAGUAAUAAAUAUGUAUUCACGCUAAUUGCAAAACAAGCUUUUUGGAAUUGUUAGGACGGGAGGGGAGUGAUCGAUAUAUAUAUAGAAUGUGCAUAAUUAUUUACAAAACGAUUUUCACGUCGCGUGAGAUAUAGACAAGUUUCAGAGUAUUUUCCGCAUGCUUCCGUUUGUGCGUGCGUAUUCGAUAUCGCAUAUUUCUCGUACUUCCUCUUGGUUUAGUUAAUAAAAAAUUGGAUUAAUUUUUCCUUUUUAAAAUAGGUUCUCGAUCAACAAUUAUGGGAGAGAUCAGUGUAUAGUACGAUAUUUUGUUUAUUUCAUAAUAUUGAAAGGAUUAUUUGCGGAGCUCUAAUCUCUUGUAAUUACUAGAUUUAAUUGUCAAAUAAUUUCUUAUUAAAAGUUAAGCAUUCCGUUAAUUAAGCUUUGCAUGCGAAUUAUUAUCUAUAAAACUUUAAAUUAUUUGAAAACAAAGUUUCAAGUUAUCUAGCUUUUGAAGCUUGGACGGCAAAAUCCUUUAAUUCAAACAUUGACUGACUCUGUAAUUAGACUUUUCUUUUUCAAUCUCUGGUUAAAAGUUAGUCGAAAUCCUUCAAAGCAUCUGUAGCCGAAGGAAGCGCGAUAAUACAGAGAUAUACCUUAUGUACGUAUUUACUAUCUACGUAUAUGUCAUCGCUAGCUGAUUCUUCGAUUAAAGGAAAAUAAAGGGUCGAUGUUUUUUCUCGCGCGACGAUACAAUAAAAAUCUGAGAUUUUUUAGA
Molecule: messenger RNA, 2929 nt
Organism: Formica exsecta
Lineage: Eukaryota; Metazoa; Arthropoda; Insecta; Hymenoptera; Formicidae
Gene: dbe
Product: KRR1 small subunit processome component homolog
Exons: 1
Coding region: 138-1058 (306 amino acids)
Cellular component (GO): nucleolus; small-subunit processome
Molecular function (GO): RNA binding
Source: RefSeq, a predicted model, not a curated record